This is a messenger RNA of Mangifera indica (mango), 673 nucleotides long. RefSeq lists its product as uncharacterized. The coding region runs from base 70 to 561 and encodes 163 amino acids. The transcript is spliced from 2 exons. Lineage: Eukaryota; Viridiplantae; Streptophyta; Magnoliopsida; Sapindales; Anacardiaceae. The record is from RefSeq and is a predicted model, not a curated record.
GAGAGAGAGAGAGAGAGCAAAGACACAAUUUGAAAUUACAGGACAGGAGCCUUGCAGUGGCGGCGAGCCAUGUCGAAAUUUAACGUGCCGCCACCACCUCCGCCACCUGUUCCAAGGCCGCUGUGCAAGCAGUGGUCGUGGUCUCCCGAUGCGGAGCGAGACGAGGCGUGGCAGAGGCGGAAGGGGAAUUAUAAAAGAAAUCGUCGUCUACAACGCAGCAAGAGCGUUACGAACGACGAUUUGGAAGAGUUGCGAGGGUCUAUCGAGUUAGGUUUCGGAUUCGAACCUGAUUCACCGGAACUGGAUCCGAAAUUAUCGGACACUUUACCCGCUUUAGGGUUUUAUUGUGCUGUGAAUAAACAGUAUAGUAGUAGACUGUCGAGGUCCUCGUCAACAUCCUCCAUUUUUUCUGAUGGUGAUGCCGGUAGCUCUAGUACCAUUUUUGAUGCAGGUGAAGAUCCAGAAACGGUGAAAGUGAGAUUGAGGCAGUGGGCGCAGGUCGUUGCUUGUUCCGUAAUGCAAUCCGCAGGAGACCGAGAACACGACGUCGUUUCUUCGUAAAAAAUUUACACAUUUUUGUGCUAAGUUUCAUUAUAUGGUGAUGUUAAUGUAUUAUUGAUUUUCCAUCGUUGGGUACAUACAAAUUGAUAUAGAAGCAACUAUUCAAAUUUUA